Orcinus orca (killer whale) is the source of this 2332-nucleotide messenger RNA. RefSeq names its product gasdermin C (gene GSDMC). The record is from RefSeq and is a predicted model, not a curated record. Gene Ontology annotation, biological process: defense response to bacterium; pyroptotic inflammatory response. Gene Ontology annotation, molecular function: phosphatidylinositol-4-phosphate binding; phosphatidylinositol-4,5-bisphosphate binding; phosphatidylserine binding. Lineage: Eukaryota; Metazoa; Chordata; Mammalia; Artiodactyla; Delphinidae.
CGGGAUUGGGAGAAGACAGGUGAGGGAGGAGUUUUGAGGAGAGUAAGACGAAGGGCAAUAGGAAGACUUAGGAGGCUAAGAUUCCAUGAUCCAGCGCUCAGCCCCGGGCCCAGUCUCCUGGAAGAGAAGAGGGCCUGUCAUAUGCUUGCUUUUCUAGGAUUUUGCGUUGGAAUUUGAGUCAGGGACCUACUGGUGGAAAGAAAACACAGUGAGCAGAGUCACGUUGAUCUGCUCUCUGGAGUUCGUGUGACAAACUCUGCUUGACAUCAGGACGUCUGAAGAUUGAAAGGGAUCCUACUCAAUUGGAAUCUUUUCUCUACAAGACAAAACAAUACACAGUCUGGCCCUGGACACCAUCAUACUCUCUGCUUCUUCUAUGAGUUUAGCUAUUUGAGAUUCACAUACAUAUAAGAUCUUGCAGGGCUUCCCUGGUGGCGCAGUGGUUGAGAGUCCGCCUGCCGAUGCAGGGGACAUGGGUUUGUGCCCCGGUCCGGGAAGAUCCCACAUGCUGCGGAGCGGCUGGUCCCAUGAGCCAUGGCCGCUGGGCCUGCGAGUCCGGAGCCUGUGCUCCGCAACGGGGGAGGCCACAACAGUGAGAGGCCCGCGUACCGCAAAAAAUUAAAAAAAAGUAAGAUCUUGCAGUAUUUGUCUUUCUGUGUCUGACUUAACAACCUAAAUUCACCUCCUAUAAUGUGCGUCCCUUCGGGAAGAAUAUCAAGGAUCUGUACGAGGUUGCCCACUCUCUUCCCCGCCACCCAACGGAACUUUGCACUCCCCUUCCAUCCUCUCCUAGCAACAUGCCCUCCCUGUUUGAGCCUAUUAGCAAGAAUUUGGUCAAAGAGCUUGGAGACAAAGACUUGAGGCCUGUCAAAUACAUGUUGAGCACCAGCAAAUUCCAUCAGCUGGCGCUAUUAUGGAAGAAGAAGGGGACGCACGCACAGUUCUGGGGACAGCCUGCUGUUCCAGUAGAAUACAUCGUGGAUAUCCUGGAGCCAAGUUCUUCAGUCCCAGGUAGUGUCAACCAGGGACGAAGGAGGCAAGGAGUGAACAACAAGGGUGCUCAGAUAGAUUCUUGGUGCGACACCCAGGAAUCCCUAAGACACCCGCACAGAUGCCUGAGGACAGAUUUCAAGCACCUACAAAAGGAGGUUUGCAGGGAAACGGAGGCAACGGCCCAGCUCCCAAAGGACACUCAGGAUGCUAUUCUCCACAAUAUCCUGGCCAGGCUCAAGGACCGAGAGGCUCUGCAGGACCUCAUGGACUUGUUGGAUUGGGGCCCCUCGGAUCAUCUGGACAGCUUUGGUGGUACCUUCCUAAGUGAGAUGCAAGAGGACUCAAGAAAUCUAUGGCUCAAGUUAAGACUGCACAUCAUUUCCCUCCUUAAAGCCAUAUUGGGGCUGAGUGACACCCAACACGAGCUACUGGCCUGGUCCAUGGAGAAGAGGAUCCUGCUCCAGCAGCGGGCGCUGGUGAAGAGCAUCCUGGAGCCCAACUUCAAGUACCCUUGGAACAUCCCCUUCACCCUGGACCCCAAGCUCCUCACCCCGCUGCAGGUAGAGGGGUUGGCCAUCACCUUCAGCCUGCUGGAGGAGUGCAGCCUGAGGGUGGCUCCCGACAGCCCCAAGGGGACCUGAGACCUGGAGUCCAAGAAGCCCUUGUUCACCCUGUACGGGUCCCUCUCAGUGCCGCAGCAGCUGGCCAAGGCCUGAGCCCUCCCCGGGGCGCUCAGUCCAGAGAGGCCUGGCCACACCCCCGUCUGUGCUGUGAGCAUCGUUGGUGUUCAGGGAGCCUGGGGCCAUGCUUCUCUGCCUCUCCAGUUUGGGGGCACAGGGACCAACAAAGACUCGAGGGAACAUUCUGGGGUGACAGAGAUACUCUGUAUCUUGUAAAAGGUUUAUGCAUUUGUCAAAACUCAACAGAUAGCAUCUAAAGAUGUGAGCACUUUACUGCGUGUUAAUUUUACUUCAAAGCAAUGUACACAAAUAUUGAACUCUCGUUAAUAUGCACUCUGAAUUGUACUGGGUAAAGUGUACUGAUGUCUGUAACUUACUUUGAAAUGUAUCAGAAAAUAAGGUGAAUUGAUGGAUGGAUAAAUAUGUGAUCAAGGAAGUGUGGUGAAAUAUUUAAAACAGGAGUUCUUUUUUAUUCUUGAAAUGUUUUUGUAUGUCUGGAAUUGUUUCAAAAUAAAACUUACCCCCCCACACACACAAUUAUAUCUGUGUGUCCAUCAGUCAUCCUGUGAGUGUUCCUGACUGUGCCUUCUGAGCUGUGGGUUAGGUUCUUCGUCAUUUAAGGAAGAUUCACUCAAUAUCAUUAAACACGUUAUACAUUC